This is a messenger RNA of Acanthoscelides obtectus, 1642 nucleotides long. Lineage: Eukaryota; Metazoa; Arthropoda; Insecta; Coleoptera; Chrysomelidae. The record is from the annotation of a GenBank genome assembly.
GGAUCACGUGCCGGUCACAGCACUGUCACGUCACGGUUGAAUAUGAAUACGCCUUAAAUAAAGAAAAUGUCUACCUUUAAGUUCAAAAGCUCCUAAAGUGGAACAACGUGCUAUACAACCACCUUCUAGAGCAACCACAAACAUUUCUGUUGCCAACACAGAACCAUCCAAUGGAUAUAAUCUGGAAACAUAGAAGCAGAUGGCGCCAGCUGGAUUGACUGUCAUAUCUAAGAACAUAUGUGGCAGAAUAGCUGACAAAUACGUAGAAUACGAUACAGUGAUUAUUAUAAUCGAUCUGAUUUUACUUAAUACAGGAGCUUAUAGACAUAUUCUGUUCAACACAGAAUUCAAGAACUUCUGGAAGUUGUCAAUAGUCCUUCUAGUGGUUGAGUCUUACUCUAGUUGGGUGAUGUUCAACAAAAACGAAGCUGCUGGUCAAUAUAAUAUAACUGAACCAAACCUUCCUGAUCCUACAAUAUAUCUUGACAGUUUAGAAUUCUAUAAAUUCUGCCUUAAUAUAACACUGAGUGAAGUCAGUUUUGUACUCAUGAUUUACCUACUAACAAGCCUCUGUAGCAGAGUUACAGCCAUUGAGAAGACAUCCUUAAUAAAAAUAUGCAAAGCUAUAACAUUGUCAAGCGCUGGGAUGUUUCUGCUGCUGCCUUCAUUGAUUUGGGACCUUCAAGUUCACGAAUACCAUUUGCAGUUUAUUUCACUCUAUACAACUCUUUCACAACUUAUUGCUCACAAAGCCCUUUGUAGCUGUGGGAAGAUAUGGAGUCUCAUUGUGAUAUUCUCAUCAUAUCUUGUGAAAUUGUAUGUGGUGGAGAGGAAUGUAAGAUUGUUGGAGUACCUGUCACAGUGACAAGAUACUUCAAAGGGGAUGGAUUUUUUCAAUGGCAGGAGAAAGAAGGAGUUCUUACCAUAAUGGAGUUUGGAUAUGGGAUGACCAUACAAAUGGUCUGGUAUAUGCAAGGGAUCUCAAAGAUGUCCUGCAUUUACAAACUAGUGGUAGUUUGGGUGUUUCAUCACAGACUCCUGCUCCAGUAUCAAAUUUCAAAGAGACUCUUGGGCAGAUGUCUCAGUUUCAUUGUUGCAGCUGAACUUCCGAAAGUUCUACCAAAGGAAAGUCAAGCUGAAUGAAAAAGAUGUUGUCACCCUGCAGGACAUUAAAGAUGUGGCAAUCUAUACUUACACCGUCUCUCAUUUGAGUUUGGAGUUCAUCAGCUACUUUCACACCAAAGCCAUGGAUAAUUAUCUGCGAUCUCUGAUAGUCUAUUUCCAGUUUUAUUUCCAGGUUAAACAAUUGCUUUUGACAUAUACCACUUGCUUGUCGACCAUCAACAUAUUCUGUGUCGAAAGAUGAAAAAUGGCAUUGUGAAUAACUAGUAGAUAAGCAGGAUUGUCAGUUUCAUUUUUUCUGCUAAACAAUAUCUGUGUGAAAACGCUUCAGUUUACUGUAUAAAGUGAAAUUUGACAUUGUUGUCCAAGAUAUGUUACAAACACCCCUCAUUACUAAGGUAAAAAUCAAAUGCAUUCUUAAAAAAAUUUCUUUAAUUUAAUAGUUAUGUAAUUUUGCAACAUUCUCCUUACUCGUAUUUCAUUGUUUCAUAAAUAUGUAAAUAAAUUUGCUAAAAACGUA